AUGUCCGACUACGACAACUACAGCACGCCAUUGUCUUCUAGAUAUGCCUCAAAAGAAAUGUCAGCCACUUUUUCUUUGAGAAACAGAUUUUCUACAUGGAGAAAACUAUGGUUAAAUUUGGCUAUCGCUGAGAAGGAAUUGGGCUUAACUGUCGUUACUGAUGAAGCUAUUGAGGAAAUGCGCAAACACGUCGAAAUCACUGAUGAUGAAAUUGCAAAGGCCUCUGCUCAAGAAGCCAUUGUAAGACAUGACGUUAUGGCUCAUGUCCAUACAUUUGGUGAAACCUGUCCAGCUGCAGCAGGUAUCAUCCACUUAGGCGCUACUUCCUGUUUCGUUACAGACAAUGCUGAUCUAAUCUUCAUUAGAGAUGCUUACGAUAUCAUUAUUCCUAAACUUGUUAAUGUCAUUAACAGAUUGGCUAAAUUUGCCAUGGAAUACAAGGAUUUGCCCGUGUUAGGUUGGACUCAUUUUCAACCAGCACAAUUAACAACUUUGGGUAAGAGAGCUACCCUAUGGAUACAAGAGCUAUUGUGGGAUUUAAGAAACUUUGAAAGAGCUAGAAAUGAUAUUGGACUACGUGGUGUUAAGGGUACUACUGGUACCCAGGCAUCAUUUUUGGCAUUAUUCCAUGGUAACCAUGAUAAAGUUGAAGCGCUUGACGAAAGAGUUACUGAAUUAUUGGGUUUCGAUAAGGUAUAUCCAGUCACCGGUCAAACUUACUCAAGAAAGAUCGACAUUGACGUGCUAGCUCCUUUAUCUUCUUUUGCUGCUACUGCACACAAAAUGGCUACUGACAUAAGAUUAUUGGCCAACUUGAAAGAGGUUGAAGAACCAUUCGAGAAAUCACAAAUUGGGUCCUCUGCUAUGGCCUAUAAGAGAAACCCAAUGCGUUGUGAGAGAGUCUGCUCCUUAGCUAGACACUUGGGUUCUUUAUUCAGUGACGCGGUUCAAACUGCAUCCGUCCAAUGGUUCGAAAGAACUCUGGAUGAUUCUGCUAUUAGAAGAAUUUCUUUACCAAGCGCAUUUUUGACGGCUGAUAUUCUAUUAUCCACCUUGUUGAAUAUCUCAUCUGGUUUAGUUGUGUAUCCAAAGGUUAUAGAAAGGAGAAUUAAGGGCGAGCUACCUUUCAUGGCCACUGAAAAUAUCAUUAUGGCCAUGGUAGAAAAGAAUGCUUCCAGACAAGAAGUGCACGAGCGUAUUAGAGUACUUUCUCAUCAAGCCGCAGCAGUAGUAAAGGAAGAAGGUGGGGAAAAUGACUUAAUUGAGCGCGUAAAGAAGGAUGAAUUUUUCAAGCCUAUCUGGGAAGAAUUAGAUUCUUUACUAGAACCAUCCACUUUUGUUGGUAGAGCCCCACAACAAGUUGAAAAAUUUGUCCAAAAAGACGUUAACAAUGCUCUGGAACCUUUCCAAAAGUAUCUAAACGACGAACAAGUUAAGUUAAAUGUUUAA
This is a messenger RNA of Saccharomyces paradoxus, 1449 nucleotides long. It is a transcript of the gene ADE13, whose product is annotated as adenylosuccinase ADE13. Gene Ontology annotation, cellular component: cytosol. The transcript has a single exon. Gene Ontology annotation, molecular function: (S)-2-(5-amino-1-(5-phospho-D-ribosyl)imidazole-4-carboxamido) succinate lyase (fumarate-forming) activity; N6-(1,2-dicarboxyethyl)AMP AMP-lyase (fumarate-forming) activity. Gene Ontology annotation, biological process: 'de novo' AMP biosynthetic process. NCBI's taxonomy places the organism in Eukaryota, Fungi, Ascomycota, Saccharomycetes, Saccharomycetales, Saccharomycetaceae. The coding region runs from base 1 to 1449 and encodes 482 amino acids. The record is from RefSeq and is a predicted model, not a curated record.